Sphenostylis stenocarpa is the source of this 711-nucleotide messenger RNA. Lineage: Eukaryota; Viridiplantae; Streptophyta; Magnoliopsida; Fabales; Fabaceae. The record is from the annotation of a GenBank genome assembly.
AUGAAAUUGAUUUGGGAGAGUGCAAUUUUUCAGUUGGUUAUGCUUUGGCAAUUUGCCUUGCCCGAAGUUGAUAAAGUUUUCAAACCUCCCUCGUUCUGUCUUGAAAGAAUGGCAGAAGAAUUAUCAACAACGAUUCCGCAAUCGCAUGGAACCUCCACGAAGAAAAGACCUUCGAAGAACGACAAACUAAGCCUGGAGGACUACCUCCACCUUCUUCAUUCUCGCCAAACGCUUCACCUAACAAUGAAUCAACUCAAUCAGGUCAUCCGCAUUCACGGCUUCAAGAAAAUUCAUCACGCUCCCAAGAAGGUGUUGGUGGAUGCUGUAGAGUCGCUUGAUCUUCUAGAUAUGCCGCGCUCAACGCUGAGCGAUGGCGUGUCGGCAUUUGCGGCUAUGGCGCUGGAUGAAGUAGUUGCCGAUCUGGCAGAGCUCAACUGGCAAGAGUGCUGCGUAACCUCCGUCGAGAAAAUCAGUUUCUCCGACGGUCAGAGGGUGUUACCUGCUUCCUCCAUGUUGCCUUCUUCCUCCGAUCAGAGCUUCCGAGUCACAAGCCACUCGAAGCGGAUGAACGAAAUCCGUGAUAUAAUGCCUAGUGAUUUCAGGGAAAGACUAAAACCGACGAAAAUGGUGCCCAAGCGUAAGAGGAGAAACGGUCGCGCUCUCGACUCUGUUGCCUCAACAGUGGAUUCCGCUUCCCUCGCUUCCUGCUGA